CCUUCAUUUUCGAGCCGAGCUUCCUUCCAGUUUCCACACGCACACAAACCGAGACAACAAUGGCCGCCCUCGCAGUUGCAGAAGGAACCACUGACCCGCAGAAGAAGAACAGGAUUCAGGUCUCCAACACCAAGAAGCCUCUCUUCUUCUACGUCAAUCUCGCCAAAAAGUAUAUUCAGCAGCACAACGAGGUUGAGCUAUCUGCCUUGGGCAUGGCAAUCACUACAGUUGUCACUAUUGCUGAGAUCCUGAAGAACAAUGGACUGGCUACUGAGAAGAAAGUUUUGACAUCUACUGUUGGCAUGAAAGAUGAGAAUAGAGGCCGAGUCAUUCAAAAGGCUAAGAUUGAGAUUGUUCUGGGGAAGACACAGCAGUUUGACUCUCUGACUACAACUGCUACUACUGAAACACCAGAGGUGACUGCAAAUGGCAAGGAAUGACAAAAUGGGAGUGCGCAAUUUGAUGUCCAAUUCAUUGUUGUAGUAUGAUACUGAUAUUCACAUUCUUUCUUACAGUUCACUGUAGUAGAUAUAAUUGACAGGAUAUAGAUAUACGAGAAAACAUUCAGGCAACAUAAUGCUGUAUAGCAGAAUGGCCUGUUGCAGCUGUAUGCUUCUCUUCUCUGCUGUCUCUUAGAAGAGAGGAACUGUAGAAAUCAUCACCUGUUGUCUUUAGCAUUUUAGAUUUGUAAUGUUCAGGUUACUGAAAUUUU
Messenger RNA from Malania oleifera, 712 nucleotides. RefSeq lists its product as uncharacterized. The transcript has 5 exons. The record is from RefSeq and is a predicted model, not a curated record. Gene Ontology annotation, molecular function: RNA binding. Gene Ontology annotation, cellular component: nucleus. Lineage: Eukaryota; Viridiplantae; Streptophyta; Magnoliopsida; Santalales; Ximeniaceae. Bases 60 to 440 code for a protein of 126 amino acids.